AUGAUUAACAGUGAUAACAAAAGUAUGGACGAUAAUAAGGAGAGUAUUUCGAAAGAAUACAAAACACAUGAUAUGAUGAUAGAAGGAGAAAAAGAAAGAAAGAACAAGAUAAUAAAAGAAUAUAUAAAAAAUAUGAAUGAAGAAGAUUUCUUAUAUCUAAGUGAACAUUUAAAAAUAAGAGUAGAUAAUGAAAUAUUUAUGUCUCAAGAAUUAAAUGACUAUAUUAAUAAACAUAUUGAUAUAAUAUGUGAAUUACAUUUUAAAAACUUUAGAUAUCCUAAAACUCAUAUGAAAAAGGUCUUUAUCGAUCUUACCUUGAAACUUAAAUAUUUAAGACAUUUGGAAUAUUUGAAAAGAAAAAAAAAAAAAGAUAAAGAAAAUAAAAGUAAAAGUAAAAAGGAAAAAAACAAUAAAAAUGAAAAGGAUGAUGAAAUGGAAAAUAAAAAAAAUGAUGAAAUGGAAAAUAAAAAGGACGAAGAAAUAAAUGAAAAUAUGGACAAAGUCAUGGAAAAUCAAUUAAAUCAAAGUAAUAUAUAUAACAAAGAUACAAUAAGAAAAAACACAAAUAAUUUAAAAGAUCAAAAAGAUGUAUCUAAUAAAAAUAUAUUAGAUGAUAAUAAAGAUAUAGUUGAAUUAAAAUUACAAGAUAUCUCAUCAGGAUACUCUGAAACAUCUUGUAAAUCUAUAAAUUCUAUAGAAAAUGUAAAUUCUUCAUCAACAUCGAGCUGUGAUGAUGAUAGUAGCUUUUUAUUUUCUUGUUCUUCUGAUUGUGAUGAAGAAACAUCGGACGAAGAAAUUUUGUCAACAAUAAGUUUUGAUAAAAAAGAAAUGUCUACAUUAAAAAGUUUGGAAAAAGCUAAAAAUGUAUAUUUUGCUUAUAUAAAUAAGAAAUUUAAAAAAUAUAAUAUAUUAGAUCAUUUUAAUAUGAAUUUCCUUGAACGAUUAAAUUAUUAUUUUGGUAAUAUAACUUGGAAAGAUAAUAAUUUAAAACAAAUAAAUGAAUAUGAAAAUAGAAUAAAAGAAUUUUUGUCAAAUGAAGAAAAUGUGAAAAAAAUUGAAUUAAAUCAAAGUAAAUUAAGAUCUGAUAUUUUAAAUUCCAUGUUUGGAUUCCAUAUUAUUAAUGAAACACAUCCAAUGAAAUUACCAAUAAAAAAUAUGAACAACUUAUCUUAUCAAAAUACAAACGUAGAUAAUAUAUAUGCUUAUAAAUCAAACACAAAUAAAUAUCGUGUGCACACAAAGCUUAAUCAGCUAUAUGAAACUAAUGACAAUAUAAGAAAUAUGAAUUAUUAUAAAACUAUUGAAUAUAUGAAUUCUGAAAAUAAUAUAAAAAAUAUGAACAUUUUAAAUGAAUGGACAAAUUUUAUGGAUCAAAAUAUAAACAUUGAAUCAACAUCUCCAGAACAGCAUAAAAAAGGAAAUAGAAAAAAAAAAAUUAACACAAAAAAAUUAUAUCACAAUGAUAACAAUAAUAAUAAUAAUAAUUAUAAUAAUAAUAAUAAUAAUAAUUGUAUAUAUGGAGAACAUCAUAAUGUGAAACAUAAAAAAAAAAAAUCAACAUCUAAAUCCAAACACAUUUUUAGGAGUAAUGAAGUAUCCAUACAUUUUAAUGAUGAUAUAAAAAAAAUUGAACAUGUUGCAAAAAAGGAAUUACAAGAAUAUAUCAAACAAAUUCAUAACAAAUCAAAAAUUCAUAACAACAUAUCUAGUUUGAAACAAUAUAUGUUAAUUACAAAUUGGAAAGAACUAACUAAACAUAAUAAUUACAUGACCUUAUUAUCUGAAGAAAAAAAAAGGAAUUCCAAAAUAUUGGCAAACUUAUGUUAUAACCAAAUGAAAGCUAUAGAUCAAAAAAGGAAAAUGAUCUUAGAAAAAGAAGAAAGAGAAAGAAUGAAAUUAUUAAAAGAUAAUGAUAUAGAAGCUUAUAUGAAGUUAAUUAAAACAGCUAAAAAUAAACGUUUACAAGAAUUAUUAGAUGUAACCGAACAAUUUUUAAAUAAUAUGUCCAAAUGUGUUUUAUACCAAAAAAAAGAGACAUAUCAAGAAUCAUCAAAACAAAACUUCCAUGGUGUUAUAAAUCAUAAAAAUGAAGACAAUGAAAAAUGUCAUAAAAAUUAUAAUUCGAAAGACAAUAAUAAUAUUCUUCAAAGUGUACAUAAUUUAACAACACAUGGACAACAAAAUGGAUAUAACAAUAUAAAAGGAUAUGACACAAUGUCUGAACAUAAUGAAAACAAUACAAAAAUAGGUAAUUAUAAGAAUGCUAGAGAAAAUUAUUAUAAUAUUUCUCAUGUUGUUAAAGAAAAAGUAAAACAACCAUCCAUUCUUAUAGGUGGAGAAUUAAUGAAAUAUCAACUAGAAGGUUUAGAAUGGCUAGUUUCUUUAUAUAAUAAUAAUUUACAUGGUAUUCUAGCCGAUGAAAUGGGUUUAGGAAAAACUAUACAAACCAUUAGUUUAUUUGCAUAUUUGAAAGAAUUUAAAAAUAAUAUUAACGUUAAAAAUUUAAUUAUUGUACCCUUAUCUACACUUCCUAAUUGGAUUAGCGAAUUUAAUAGAUGGUGUCCAUCCUUGAAUGUUAUAACAUACAGAGGAAAUAAAUUAGAAAGAAAACAUAUUGCUAAAAAAUUAUUAGAACAAACCUUUGAUAUAUGUAUUACUACAUUUGAUUUAGUUAUAAAAGAGAAAUCAUUUUUAAUGAAAAUAUCAUGGAAUUAUAUAGUUGUUGAUGAAGGACAUCGAAUGAAAAAUAAUAAAUCACGUUUUCAUGUAUUCUUAUCAGAAUUUAAAAGUAAAUAUCGUAUACUAUUAACUGGAACUCCAUUACAAAAUAAUUUAUCAGAAUUGUGGUCUCUUCUUAAUUUUCUUUUACCAAAAAUAUUUUCUUCAUGUGUAGAUUUCGAAAAAUGGUUUGUUAAAUCAUUACAUAACGAAAAAGACGUUUAUGAACAUAUUACAGAAGAAGAACAACUUUUAAUUAUAAACAGACUACAUAGUGUACUCUUACCUUUUAUGUUAAGAAGAGUUAAAAAAGAUGUUCUAAAAUCAUUACCCAAAAAAUAUGAAUAUAAUAUACAUAUUGAAUUAUCACUAUAUCAAAAAAUAUUAUAUAAACAAAUACAAACCAAAGGAUUCAAACAAGUUAAUCAUAAUGGAUCUAUAACAACAAAAAUAUUUCAAAAUAUUGUCAUGCAAUUAAGAAAAAUUGUUAAUCAUCCAUACUUAUUUUUAUAUGAUUAUAACAUUGAUGAAAAUAUAAUUAAAUGUAGUGGCAAAUUUGAAGUCCUUGAUCGUAUGCUACCCAAACUUUUGAAAUUUAAACAUAAAGUCCUCAUAUUCUCACAGAUGACAAAACUUAUGAACAUUCUAUGUGACUACCUUGAAUUUAGGGGAUAUAAAUAUCAUAGACUGGAUGGAAACAUUGGACUCCAAGAGAGAAAAAAAAUUAUCGACCAAUUUAAUAAUAAUGUGGAAUAUAAGAAGGAUGAAGGAGAACAGCCAAAUUGUGAAAUGCCAGGUAAUGAAAAUAUUAAAAUGAUAAGUAAUGAAAAUAUGAACAAGUCAGGUAAUGAAAACAUGAACAUGUCAGGUAAUGAAAAUAUGAACAUGUCAGGUAAUGAAAAUAUGAACAUGUCAGGUAAUGAACAUAUUAAAAUGAUAAGUAGCCAAAAUGAAAAAGAUACGAGUAGCCAAAAUGUUUUAAUUUCGGAGAGUCAAAAUGAAAAAGGUACGAGUAGCCAAAAUGUUUUAAUUUCGGAGAGCCAAAAUGUCAAAAUAUCCGAACUCAAAAAGGAAGAAAUUAAUGAUUUCCAAAUUAUGGACGACAAAAACGUCAAUGGCGGAAACGAAGAUGCAAUGAUAUUUAUUCUGUCUACAAGAUCAGGAAGUUUGGGUUUAAAUUUACAGACAGCUGACACGGUAAUAAUAUUUGACAGCGAUUUUAAUCCUCAUCAAGAUAUUCAAGCGAUGUGUAGGUGUCAUAGGAUAGGUCAGAAAAAUGUGGUGAAGGUAUUUCGAUUUAUUACACUAUCAGGAGUAGAGGAGUUGGUUUUUAAAAAGGCUCAGCACAAGCUGAGUAUAAAUGAUAAGGUAAUUCAGGCAGGUUUGUUUAAUAAAAUAUAUAAUGAUGAGGAUAGGCAGAAUAAAUUGAAGGAUAUAAUUCAAAGAAAUCAAAAAAAUGAUAUGACAGCGCAUCCUACCAAUCCAUUAUUAUUAAAUUAUUAUAUGAAGAGGAAUGAAGAAGAAUUAGAAUAUUUCCUCGAUUUCGAUAAACGUUAUUUUGGGGAGCAAUAUUUUUCAUUAUUAAAUACUUUGAAUGUAGAAAAUGUAGAUAGUGGACAGUUUACUUAUAUGAGUGAAGAUGAGAAGGAAGAAAGUGAAACAUAUUUGAGCUCAAUUAUAAAAAAGGAAAAGAAGGAAGAGGAGGGAGAAGACGAUGAGGAAGAUCAAAGGGAUAGGAAUAAAGAAGAAGAUAAAGAUGAAGAUGAAGAUAAAGAUGAAGAUAAAUAUGAAGAUAAAGGUGAAGAUAAAGAUAAAGGUGAAGAUAAAGAUAAAGGUGAAGAUAAAGAUAAAGAUAAAGAUAAAGGUGAAGAUAAAGAUAAAGAUAAAGAAGAAGAGAAAAAGAGAAAACAUAUAUUGAAUAAUCAUAAUAAUGAAAUAAAAAAUGGAAGUAGUAUAAAUGAAGGAGUUAAAGGGAAAAUAUUGGAUGAAUAUUGUAAUAAUAAUACGAAAUGCGUAAAGGUAUCAAACGGCCGAUUAAUAUUUAAAAGAAAACAUGAUACUGAUGAUUUACAAUGUGAAGAUGAAAAAAUAAAAGAAAAUGAAGAGUAUGAUGUGGAUAAUAUAAUACAAAAUAAGAAUAAUAAAAGGUUAAAAAUGGAAUAUCAAAAGGAUGAUAAGGAUGAUGACAUAAAUAGUAAUAUACAUGUGGAUGAAAAAAAAAAAAAAAAAAAGAUUUACAUGUCAAGUGAGAAAGAUGAUACAAAGGAAUAUUCAGAUACCCAUGAUCCAUAUAUAAAUGACAAGAUGCAAGUAAAAGAUGAAGAAGAUUAUUACGGUUUUAUUUUAAAAGAAGAAAAUCAAAACGAUAUAGAAAAGAUAUUAAUUAAAAGUAAUAAAUUAAUAAAUAAAGAUGAAUUACCAGCUUAUUUAUUUUAUGAUGAUACAAAUGAUUCUCCAGAUAAGAUAAAUCUUAAGAGGUCACGAAAAGUAAUAAAUAUUAAUUUGAUGCAAGAAGAGAAAUUAACAGAAAAGCAAUUUCUUAAAUUGAUCGAUUCAUCAUCACCUAAAGUAUUAUCAAGUGUGGAAAAAGAUUUAGGUAGAAAUAAAAAAGAUAUAGUAAAAUCUGACGUGGAACAUAACAAUGAUAUAACAACAAUAGAAAAAGUAAAAGAUAGAGAAGAGAUAAAAGAAGAACAUCUUGAGGAAACAAAAAACACAUCAUCAUUAAAUAUAAACGAUUUAGAAAUUAAUAAAACUCUAACAAACGAAAAUGUUCAUAGUACAAAAAAAAGUCCUUAUAAUAUGAGAAGUUCUAAAAGAAGAAGUGACACUUCAUCAACGUAUAUGGAAACAAGUAUAAGAAAGAGAAAUGAGAAAGAUAUUCACAUAUGUUUCAAAAAAGGAAAUGUCUUAACAAAGGGAAAAAAAAGAAAUAAUAGUAUGGAGCAAACUAAACAAGAAUGUCAUGUGGAUGAUGAAAAUAAGAAAAGAGUUAAAAAGAGAAAAGGUUCCCAGUAA
Plasmodium reichenowi is the source of this 5736-nucleotide messenger RNA. RefSeq names its product DEAD/DEAH box helicase, putative. Gene Ontology annotation, molecular function: ATP binding; DNA binding; ATP-dependent chromatin remodeler activity. Gene Ontology annotation, cellular component: nucleus. NCBI's taxonomy places the organism in Eukaryota, Apicomplexa, Aconoidasida, Haemosporida, Plasmodiidae. The transcript has a single exon. The record is from RefSeq and is a predicted model, not a curated record. The coding region runs from base 1 to 5736 and encodes 1911 amino acids. Gene Ontology annotation, biological process: positive regulation of transcription by RNA polymerase II.